Nyctereutes procyonoides (raccoon dog) is the source of this 3199-nucleotide messenger RNA. RefSeq names its product zinc finger protein 12 (gene ZNF12). Gene Ontology annotation, molecular function: RNA polymerase II cis-regulatory region sequence-specific DNA binding; DNA-binding transcription factor activity, RNA polymerase II-specific. The coding region runs from base 163 to 2253 and encodes 696 amino acids. The record is from RefSeq and is a predicted model, not a curated record. The transcript has 5 exons. Lineage: Eukaryota; Metazoa; Chordata; Mammalia; Carnivora; Canidae. Gene Ontology annotation, biological process: regulation of transcription by RNA polymerase II.
GCUAGUUCCAGAGCCGGCGCCCCGGGAACGGCGGCCCCGGGAGGCGCAGGAGGAGCAGCCCCCGCCCCGGAUCCCUCGCGAGCCUCGGGGCAGCUCGGCGGGUCCCGACGGGGUGUGCUCCUACUUUCACUGUCCUCUGUGUUUUUCCAAGAGCGGUAGAAAAUGAAUAAAUCUGUGGGGCCAGUGUCAUUCAAGGAUGUAGCUGUGGACUUCACCCAGGAAGAAUGGCAGCAGCUGGACCCUGAGCAGAAAACCACCUACCGGGAUGUGAUGCUGGAGAACUACAACCACCUUAUCUCCGUGGGCUGUCACAUUAUCAAACCGGAAGUUAUCAUCAAGUUGGAGCAAGGAGAAGAGCCAUGGAUAGUAGGAGGAGAAUUCCUACCACAGAGUUACCCAGAAGAAGUCUGGAAAGCUGAUGAUCUGGUAGAAAGAGUCCAGGAAAAUGAAGGGAAAUAUUCAAGGCAAGCUGUAUCCUUCAACAGCAAAACCCUGAUUGAAGAGAGAGGUAAUGUUCUUGGUAAGACUUUUAAUGUGGAAAUGAACCCCAUUCCUUCAAGAAAAAUGUCCUAUAAAUGUGACUCGUGUGAAAAGAGUUUGAAAUCUGUUUCUGAAUAUAUUAGUAGUGAUGGCAGCUAUGCAAGCAUAAAGCCUGAUGAAUGUAGUGCAUGUGGGAAACCACUUCCCCAUGUUAAACUUGAGAAAACUCAUCCAGGAGAUGAAUCUUAUGAAUUUAAUCAAAAUGGGGAAGCUUAUAGUCUAAAUGAAGAAAGUAUUUAUCAGAACAUUCAUAUUUUGGAGAAACCCUUUGAAUAUAUUGAAUGCCAGAAAGCCUUUCAAAAGGAUACAGUUUUUGUUAAUCAUAUGGAGGAGAAGCCCUAUAAAUGGAAUGAAUCUGAAAUAGCCUUUCUGCAAAUGUCCAACCUCAGCACACACCAGAGGUCUCAUAUGGAAUUGAAGCCCUUUGAAUGCAGUGCAUGUGGGAAAUCCUUCUGUAAAAAGUCAAAGUUUAUCAUACAUCAGAGGACUCACACAGGAGAGAAACCUUAUGAAUGUAAUCAGUGUGGGAAAUCCUUCUGCCAGAAGGGGACCCUCACUGUCCAUCAGCGCACACACACAGGGGAGAAACCCUAUGAAUGUAACGAAUGUGGGAAAACCUUCUACCAGAAGUUACACCUCAUUCAACAUCAGAGAACUCACUCAGGAGAGAAGCCCUAUGAAUGUAGUUACUGUGGAAAAUCCUUUUGUCAGAAGACGCACCUCACACAGCACCAGAGAACACAUUCAGGAGAGAGACCUUAUGUUUGUCAUGACUGUGGAAAAACCUUCUCCCAGAAGUCCGCACUUAAUGACCAUCAGAAAAUUCACACAGGUGUGAAGCUCUACAAGUGUAACGAAUGUGGGAAGUGCUUCUGCCGCAAGUCUACUCUCACCACACAUCAGAGGACACACACCGGAGAGAAGCCCUACGAAUGUAAUGAGUGUGGGAAAUUCUUCUCGCGGUUAUCCUAUCUCACUGUACACUAUAGGACUCAUUCGGGAGAGAAGCCCUACGAAUGUAAUGAGUGUGGGAAAACCUUCUACCUGAAUUCAGCCCUCAUGAGACAUCAGCGAGUGCACACCGGAGAGAAACCAUACGAAUGUACUGAGUGUGGAAAGCUCUUCUCUCAGCUCUCGUACCUCACUAUACACCACAGAACUCAUUCAGGAGUGAAACCCUACGAAUGUAACGAGUGUGGGAAGACCUUUUACCAGAACUCAGCCCUUUGCAGACAUCGGAGAAUACAUAAGGGAGAAAAGCCCUACGAAUGUUAUAUAUGUGGGAAGUUCUUCUCUCAGAUGUCAUACCUCACCAUACACCAUCGAAUUCAUUCAGGAGAGAAACCCUAUGAAUGUAAUGAGUGUGGGAAAACCUUCUGCCAGAAUUCAGCCCUUAACAGACAUCAGAGGACACACACAGGAGAGAAAGCUUAUGAGUGUUACGAGUGUGGGAAGUUCUUCUCUCAGAUGUCCUAUCUCACCAUCCACCAUCGGAUCCAUUCGGGAGAGAAGCCCUUUGAAUGUAAUGAAUGUGGAAAAGCCUUCUCUCGGAUGUCAUACCUCACUGUACACUAUAGGACUCAUUCAGGAGAGAAGCCCUACGAAUGUAACGAGUGUGGGAAAAAAUUCUAUCACAAAUCAGCCUUCAAUAGCCAUCAGCGGAUUCACAGGAGAGGGAAUGUGAAUGUACUGGAUGUGGGGAGGCUUCUCUGAAGUCAGAGAACCUUUCCAUGUGGUGAGUGGGCAGCUCCUGCUGACCCACAUCAGAGCUUACACGGGUGAUCUGCACAAGCCUUUGUGUUAGACUUGAAGCCUGAAAGUUCACAGGGUAGAAACCCCAACUGUACCAAGACCACAGGACUUGUUGGAUAACAAACUAUACAGGAGUAAAAAUAUAUAUGUAUUUAGAAUGUGUAUGCACUUCACCGUGGACUCAAACUGUUUUACAUAUCAGGGAAUUCAUGCCAAGGGAAAAAUCUCUCCAUUUUAAGGAAGGUGGAAAAUGUACUCCUUUGGAAAUUACAAAAUGUUAUGCUUCUGAUGUAGUAUUAAGCUUCUUGAAAACAAAAAUACAGAAGAUAAAGAUACUUAUGUAAAUAGAAGCUGUAAAACCACCUGAUAGUAAUCAAGACCACAGCAUAGCAACCUUACACUCACAUGGGAGUGCUUCCUGGGAAUGUAGGACUUAACAUUUUUGAGGGGUUUUCAGUUUCUUUGCUUGCUUUUUAGGAUGCUACAUGAAAUGUAUGUUCAGUUUGAAUCAUGUUUGAAAAGUCAUUGUAUCCUUAUUAGAAUAAUUUGUAAUACAUGGUAAGGUAGCCCAUUUUAAAUAGCUCUACCAUGUUAGGAUCCUGAUAUUCACUGCCCCUGAACUAACAUCUGAUAGUAUAAAGUAUGCUGCUUCUUGUACUCUUGCCUGGAGUUCAUAAAUGUCUUUGUUGUUAAUGAACUAAGUCUUCUGUGAAGAAGCCAAUGUCUUUAUAACAUGUUCAACUGUAUCUGAGUCAGCAAGAGUUAGAAAUCUAUGCAUAUGGUAGAAAAGCGCAUAGAUAAUUUUAAGAUGUUACUGCCAGACAUUUCCAGUAGUCUAAGAAGCGCCUAUAGUAUUUACUGUACUCUAUCAGUUACAUUUACUUAAAAUAUUUAAGUACUUAAAAUA